AUGGUAAAAGAGCAAAUUAAAGUUGUUGUUUGUGGUGAUAAUGGGGUGGGUAAAACUAGUCUAAUAGCAUGUCUGGUGAAAGACCAGUAUAUUCCAAAUCUGCAGGAUUGUUUACCAGCAGUCACGGUUCCUCGAGAUUUUUCAUCCAGUCCGUAUUGUCCCAAAACCACUCUUCUGGUAGACACGACUGGCUUUGAGCUGCCGUCUUUACAUCGAGAAUUGAAAACUGCAGAUGUAAUAUGGCUGGUCUAUUCAGACCACGAAAGCUACGACCGCGUUGCACUUUAUUGGAUGAUGAUGUUCCGCUCUCUCGGCGUAAAUCUGCCCGUUAUACUGUGCAGAAACAAGUGUGACAAUGUAUUGGGAAAAAGCCAGACCGUUAGUGCAAAUGAGUUCCGCGCUGAGGACCAGGCUUCGGAUAGCACCAGAAUCGAAGAUGAAGAAUUCAUACCAAUACUAAGAGAGUUCAAGGAAAUUGAAACUUGCAUCAAGACUAGUGCUAAAGAUAAAAUUAACAUCAACCAAGCAUUUUAUCUCUGUCAAAGAGCGAUAACUCAUCCUAUAGCACCUCUUUUCGACGCUCGCGUGGGAGAGUUAAAGCCACUCACUGUAUUGGCUCUCAAACGCAUUUUUUUACUCUCCGACAAAGAUCAAGAUGGAUAUCUCAACGAUGAAGAAAUUUCAGUGUUGCAACGACGCUCUUUUGGCAAAAGCAUUGAUAUACAUGAAUUGGAAUUUAUAAAGGAAGCUUUGACCAACCUUUCCACUCCACCUCAAGAGUACGCUAGCUAUACACUCUACGUCUCAGGAAAAGGUAUGACAAAAGACGGAUUUCUUGUUUUGAACAAGCUCUAUUCCGAGAAAGGACGACAUGAGACAACCUGGGGUAUUCUUCGUGCUUUUCAUUACACAGAUUCGCUUUCCAUCAGUGACAAAGUUCUUUAUCCCAAAAUGGACAUUCCUAGCACAGCGAGUGUAGAACUGAGUCCUAUGGGUUAUCGUUUCCUGGUAGAGCUUUUCUUGACGUACGAUAAGGACAACGACGGCGGGUUAAAUGACCAGGAACUUGAAUUUCUUUUCAAGACAACCCCAGGUCUUCCAACACUUUGGACAGAAACAAACUUUCCCUAUUCCACAGUCGUAAACAAUCAGGGUUGCGUAACGCUUCAGGGAUGGCUUGCUCAAUGGACAAUGACUACUUUUUUGGACUACAGGACCACUACAGAAUACCUAGUAUACCUGGGCAUUGAAAAGGAUGCUCGAUUGGCUCUGCAAGUGACUAAAUCUAGAAAGAAGCGAAGGCGAAACGGAAGAUUUUACAGAGCGCCCGUGACUGAUCGCAAAGUGUUCAAUGGUUUUGUUAUUGGAAAACCACAUAGCGGAAAGAGCUCUCUGCUAGAGUCAUUUGUCGGAAUGUCCUUUUCUGAGCCUUAUACUCCUACCAUCAGACCCCGAAUUGGAGUUAACAGUUUGGAGUUGAAAGGAAGCAAACAGUACUACCUCAUUCUGCAAGAGUUCGGAGAGCAAGAACCUGCAAUAUUGGAGAACGUUGAAAAAACGAAGAAAUGUGACGUUUUGUGUCUCACUUACGAUUCGAGUGAUCCAGAGUCUUUCUCCUACUUAUUCGAUCUCAUCAAUGAGCAUAAACACCUAUUAGAACUUCCGAUGGUGUUCGUGGCUCUAAAGGCUGAUCUUGAUAAACAGCAGCAAAGGUGCUAUUUACAACCGGAUGACUUUGCCGAUCAACUUUUCGUUGAUCACCCACUGCAUGUAUCAUCGGCUUGGUCCAGUUCUUUGAAUGAGCUAUUCAUCAAACUUACGGAGGCGGGCCUCGAGCCCGGAAAGAACACCCCAGGGCUGGCCCCAGACGUGCUCAGAGAAGAUGUGGAUUACUGGAAGUACGCUCUGGUUGCUACUUCUGCUGUUGGUUUUACGUCUCUUUUUACCUUCGCAUUCUUCAAAUUGAUACGAAGUCUACGUAACGAAUCUUGA
Molecule: messenger RNA, 1992 nt
Organism: Lachancea sp. 'fantastica'
Lineage: Eukaryota; Fungi; Ascomycota; Saccharomycetes; Saccharomycetales; Saccharomycetaceae
Source: the annotation of a GenBank genome assembly